Protopolystoma xenopodis is the source of this 774-nucleotide messenger RNA. Lineage: Eukaryota; Metazoa; Platyhelminthes; Monogenea; Polystomatidea; Polystomatidae. The record is from the annotation of a GenBank genome assembly.
AUGCAAUCCUUCUUUUCACAUCCAUUACUACCAUUCGUGCUGAAUGACCUUUAUCAGCUUGUCGAUGAGCUUCUCUCACUUUUGGAACAGAAACUUCUUCAAACCCACGUUCGCCAUUCAUGCCUUGAGAUCCUUCGUUCGAUGUGGUGUCUCGAGCCACUCUCUCAAGAUCCUCAAUAUGGACCUAGUCUGUCUACAUCACCGCAUUCGCGAACUACUCAACUUGUCCAUUCUAUGCGCCCUCUCACAGUUCUCUGUUCCCCCCAUUCGCAUUCCAUGGCUCGUCUCCUUCGCUUGAUCGCUACCAAGCCCCCUAACAGCUGCCGCGACGAUACUUCUGCUUCAGGAAAUCUGGAACACACUUUUGCUCGAAUGGAUCUGAUCAGCCUUUUUUCCAGUAUGUUUAGUUCUACAGAUAGCAUCACACCAUCACGCUUUUUCGUCUGGCCACUACAGCCCCGACAUUUGUCAAUAUCAGCCCUCAUUAAUCUACAAAAGAAUGCUGCUUCACCUGCCUCUGCCGAAAGCCCUAACGAGCAAGUUGAUCUGCCUGUGUUUUCUGGGUACAAAAAUGAUGCUCCAUCAAAUAAUUUCAUCAGGCCUCUUCCUCUUAAUACUGAUUACACUUGCCAAUCAACUUCAUUAAUUAGCAAUACAUUUGCAUUUGCUUCUUCCCGACUUUCUUCAUCCUCUUCUCGGGCUUCAUUUUCUUUCUCUGGCUCUACACCUUCGUUUGGCCUCCCUCCUGAACAGAUUGGAGCGAAGACUCUUGGA